Molecule: messenger RNA, 1444 nt
Organism: Cucurbita pepo subsp. pepo (vegetable marrow)
Lineage: Eukaryota; Viridiplantae; Streptophyta; Magnoliopsida; Cucurbitales; Cucurbitaceae
Source: RefSeq, a predicted model, not a curated record
UAACAUAUUAUUUACCAUUAUGAAGGUUUCAAUAAUGGGCACGGUUUUUGUGGUCUGUGCUCUGCUUGUGCCGCCUGCGUUGGGAUUGCCUAAAACACAAUGCCCUUUACACACUCAUCACUCCCGACAAGACGACCUCGUCACUAACUUGCCCGGCCAACCCCUCGUCGGAUUCCGCCAUUUCGCCGGCUAUGUCACCGUCCACGAGCCCCAUGGCAGGGCAUUGUUUUACUGGUUCUAUGAAGCCGCCUCUCACCCUGACCAAAAACCCUUGGUUCUUUGGCUCAAUGGAGGUCCUGGGUGCUCCUCUGUGGGUUAUGGAGCAACACAAGAGAUUGGUCCUUUCAUAGUGGACAAUGAUGCAAAUGGACUCAAAUUAAAUGACUAUUCUUGGAAUAAAGAGGCCAAUAUGUUGUUCUUGGAAUCUCCUGUUGGUGUCGGCUUUUCUUACACAAAUACAACUACCGAUUACCACAAUUUGGGCGACGAAUUUACAGCAAACGAUGCUUAUACCUUUCUACAAAACUGGUUCCUCAAGUUUCCAUCCUACAAAAACCAUACAUUUUACAUCGCAGGAGAAAGCUAUGCAGGCAAAUAUGUUCCCGAGCUGGCUGAGCUCAUCUAUGAUAGGAAUAAAGAUUCCUCCUUUCACAUCGAUUUGCAUGGGGUUUUGUUGGGGAACCCUGAAACUUCUGAUGGUGAUGAUUGGCGAGGGAUGGUGGAUUAUGCAUGGAGCCAUGCAGUUAUUUCUGAUGAAACUCAUAAAAUUAUAAGAGAAAGCUGUGAUUUUAAUAGCAAUGAUACUUGGAGUAAUAAUACUUGUAGUGAUGCAGUUGAUGAAUUGCUUAGCCAAUACAAAGAAAUUGAUAUCUAUAGUCUUUAUACGUCUCUUUGCAUGGCCAAUUCUGCAUCUGCUGAUGGCAAUUCCAUGCAAACGCUUAUGAUCAAGCAUUCUAAUACCAUGAUGCCGAGAAUGAUGGGUGGAUACGAUCCGUGCCUUGAUGGCUAUGCGAAAACGUUUUAUAAUAGACCAGAUGUGCAAAAAGCCCUCCAUGUGAGUGAUGGGCAUCAACUCAAAAAUUGGAGCAUUUGCAACACCACCAUGUUCGAAAACUGGUCAGACUCAAAGCCUUCGAUGAUUCCUAUAUACAAGAAGCUAAUUGCAGCUGGGCUUAGGGUAUGGAUCUACAGUGGAGAUACCGAUGGAAGAGUUCCCGUGUUGUCGACAAGAUACAGUCUUAGUUCACUCGGUCUACCAAUUACGAAGGCAUGGAGGCCUUGGUACCAUGAGAAGCAGGUGAGCGGGUGGUACCAGGAAUAUGCUGGCCUAACGUUUGCAACAUUUAGGGGAGCUGGGCAUGCAGUGCCAUCCUUCGAGCCAAGCAGUUCAUUGGCGUUCUUUGCUUCGUUUCUGAAUGGACAAACCCUACCUUCUUCUAAAUGA